AUUGGCAAUGGUAACACUGUUGUUUCAUAAUGGAGAUAAAAUACCACCACUGAACAUACCCCUCAUAAAAUGUAAAUAAAUAGUGAAGCAUCGAGUUGUUGCAAGAUAUUUUAGAUUUUUGGUCAUGUCUGAAUCGACAACACUGCCAGUAGAGUCGACUAGGGCCGAAGAGGACUCCAAAUAUAGAAUAAAAGCGGCCGCGUUCCUGGGGCUGGUUGGUGGUGUAUCAGCAAUCUUCGGGUUUUCUAAAACGCUUGGAAAAGCAAAAGAGUCACAAGGCAAAUUGGUAGCGAAAGGUGGGCGCGACACAGCGGUGUUACUCGAAGAAGGCUCGGUGUUGGCAAUGCGCGCCUUUGGAUGGGGUAGUUUAUACGCAGUUCUUGGUACUAGUGUCUUUUGUUAUGGCUUUUGGAAGUUAUCGGGAGCAAAAGACAUGGAGGAGUUUCGCACAAAGAUGGGCAAUGGUUUGCCAAGGAUUACAAAAGAUACUCCCCCUACAAGUCGUACUGAGUUUGAUUCUCUCACAGACUUCAUGAAAUAUUUGGGUUCCGGUUGCAGAGAAUAACGUUAUAACAGCACACGAUUCAGUUAUUAAAGGUUUGCUCACUAGUCGCAAAGUUUUACUGCUAAUGUUAACUUCUAUACAAGCAAUUUACGACGAUUGCAUUCACCAUAACUUAAUACAAAAUAUAUUAUUUUCUUAAAUUCAACAAUGUUGAAAUUAU
Molecule: messenger RNA, 725 nt
Organism: Rhagoletis pomonella (apple maggot)
Lineage: Eukaryota; Metazoa; Arthropoda; Insecta; Diptera; Tephritidae
Product: transmembrane protein 242-like
Exons: 3
Coding region: 125-565 (146 amino acids)
Source: RefSeq, a predicted model, not a curated record